Messenger RNA from Strongylus vulgaris, 1176 nucleotides. The record is from the annotation of a GenBank genome assembly. Lineage: Eukaryota; Metazoa; Nematoda; Chromadorea; Rhabditida; Strongylidae.
AUGUGCGUGUAUAUAGGAAACGACUCGCAGACAUUUCUUGUGGAAUCAGUAACUCAUUCCGUGAACAGUCGAGAACCGGGCAGAAUAGAUGCACACGCUGGCUACUAUGGGCAAGCUGUAUGCUUCGUUGCUUUCAUGUUUGGAUGUCUUUUUACACCUUCGCUGUUACCUCUACUCUCCGCCAAAUGGGCACUUUUUCUUAGUUCCCUCUGCUGGACAGCCUAUCAUGCUAGUUUCUUCUAUUUGAAUAGUUAUUUAUAUUACUUCUCCUGUACCCUGAUUGGAUUUGGGUUUGCGUUGUUUUUCACUGGCUAUGGCGCAUAUUUGACAGCGCAUUCAACGAGAAAAACAAUAGAACAGAAUUCGGCAAUAAUGUGGUCUGUAGGAAAUUUGUGCUUAUUCUUCUCUUCUGCUUUGUUACUACUUAUCCUCUAUUUCAACGAGUCAGCAAAAAAGACAACGGACAAUGUCACAAACUCCACUCUGAAUGGCGUGGAAUCUGCAAAAUCGCGCGAAUUUACCGACAGCGAUAUUAGGCUGAUGUAUGGGGUAUUCAUGGUUGUUACUAUCUGCUCAAAUAUUAUUUUUGCGCUGAUGCCAUCCAAAGAUCUUCAAAACUGCAUCGAGGGAGGAAAGCCGAAAAGAGUGAUGUCUUUUGCAGCGGAAAUGAUGGGUGUUUUGAUCACCAUUGGCUCCCACAGAGUCAAGGAUUUUGGUCUUUCGCCAACUAUGCUCCUAUCAACAGUGGCAACAUUCCUAGCACUUUUCACUAUAACUGCAUCGGUGCCUGAGUGGGCAACAAUCACACCAACUAAUGACUCGCCAUGGUUAAUCCAGUCAAGUAUCUGGCUGACAUUGCUGGUGGCCAUACUCUUUGGUGCAAUUGAUUCAGCAACGAAUACAGUGCGAAAUGUUGCUUGUGCUCUCGUCAUGCCUGAGGCACGAGCGCAAGUGUUUGCCAUCUCAAAAUUCUAUCAGGGUCAACAAGCUUUGAAUUAUUACAGUAUCUUGCUGACAUUGCUGGUGGCCAUACUCUUUGGUGCAAUUGAUUCUGCAACGAAUACAGUGCGAAAUGUUGCUUGUGCUCUGGUCAUGCCUGAGGCACGAGCGCAAGUGUUUGCCAUCUCAAAAUUCUAUCAGGUACGCUAUACUAUAAAAUAUCAAACGCCCUUGUGA